Molecule: messenger RNA, 387 nt
Organism: Necator americanus (New World hookworm)
Lineage: Eukaryota; Metazoa; Nematoda; Chromadorea; Rhabditida; Ancylostomatidae
Exons: 4
Coding region: 1-387 (128 amino acids)
Source: RefSeq, a predicted model, not a curated record
AUGGUGAAAGAAGAGGAGCCUGCGUCGUUUACAGGCCCAGCACAACCAGAACAAGGGGAAGGAGGAGGUCAAAUGGAAGAUUUAGUGAAGAAAAUUAAAAAGGAGAAAGGUGGCAGUGAAACCGGAGGUACAGGAACUGAAGCGUCGACUAGCGCAUCGAAAGGAACUGAAAAGAGGAAGAAGAAGAAGAAAGGUAAGAAGGCAAAACGAAAAAGAAGAAAGGAUCGUUACGAAUCACAAAAUUAUCUGUUACGAAUCGAAGGCACCCUAUGUUGUGCAUCAUUAAUAAUUGGGUUCGUCUGGCUAAUCUCAGUAUUCAUCGCAUUGAUUGCAUUCCUAGUUUGGGCAGGAUUUGACAUCACCGCUACUACAGAUUCAGUAAAAUAA